AUGGCCCCAAGUGUCGCGAUUGUUGGCGGCGGGCCGUCAGGCCUUGCCUUGGCGGCGAUGCUCGAGAAACAGGGCAUUGACUACGUUGUCUACGAGCGCGACGCCAAAGGCAACCCCCCUGCAGGUGGAUGUCUCGACUUGCACCGAGGCAGCGGGCAGCGCGCUAUGAAGGAAGCUGGCUGUUUUGACGAGAUGAGGAAGCGUGGUCGACUUGGCGACGCAACCGUGGCCAAGGUAUACGACCAUCAAUUCAACUUCUUCUUCUCGUGGGGAGAAGGGCGCGACGCUCCGGAGCUGGACCGGGUUGAUAUCCGAGGCUCGUUGUUGACGGUGGUGCCGGAGGAGAAGAUUCGUUGGGCGAAACGUGUUCAGCGAGCUCAUAGGGAUCAAGAUGGGCAGAUUGUGCUCACCUUCGAUGAUGGCUCGACUGUCUCGGGAUUUAGACUGGUCAUUGGCGCAGAUGGAAGCUGGAGUAGGCUACGGCAACUGGUCACUCCGAUUAAACCAGCCUAUUCAGGUCAGCUGUUCCUCACGGGCAAAAUCGGCCCACCCAACCCACACUAUCCCACGAUCGAGAAACUCGCCGGUCACGGCCCCAUGGUUGUCCAGGGUCGUUCCACGGCCAUUUGGUGCCAAAGGCAAGGAAACGGCGAAUACCGGAUCGACUUGGGCUUGAACGGCGCAGCGGACCUCGACAAAGACGGGACCGUCGACGUCACCGACGACGAUGCUGUCAAAACCCUCAUGCUCGACCCGCACUUUUUCGGAGGUCACGCGGCCGAGAUCCAAGACAUGAUCCGCGCCAUGGAAGGCCCGUUCAAGGCCUGGCCCAUGUGGUAUUUUCCACCCGAGCACUUGAAUUGGAGCACCGCAAAGGGUGUCACGCUCAUCGGAGACGCGGCCCAUCCGACGUCACCCUGGGCGGGAGACGGGGUGAACUGUGCGCUCCGCGACACCAUCAUCCUCGCGGCAAAAAUCAAAGAGUUUGGCGUGACGCAGAAAGCGUUGGAGGAGUAUGAGAAAGAAAUGUUUCCAUUGGCGAUCUCUCUGAUCGAGAGGAGUGUUGCGAGCGGGAAGUUGUUCUUUCACUGGAACAGCCCCAAGGCAUUCUUGGAUGCUAUUACAAAGAAGCCACUAUUCGGGGAUACGGAUGACUUCUAG
Fonsecaea multimorphosa CBS 102226 is the source of this 1161-nucleotide messenger RNA. RefSeq lists its product as uncharacterized. Gene Ontology annotation, molecular function: FAD binding. Bases 1 to 1161 code for a protein of 386 amino acids. The transcript is spliced from 2 exons. NCBI's taxonomy places the organism in Eukaryota, Fungi, Ascomycota, Eurotiomycetes, Chaetothyriales, Herpotrichiellaceae. The record is from RefSeq and is a predicted model, not a curated record.